Molecule: messenger RNA, 911 nt
Organism: Eriocheir sinensis (Chinese mitten crab)
Lineage: Eukaryota; Metazoa; Arthropoda; Malacostraca; Decapoda; Varunidae
Exons: 2
Coding region: 78-476 (132 amino acids)
Source: RefSeq, a predicted model, not a curated record
AGUAGUAGUAGUAGUAGUAGUAGUUGCAUUACUCUCAUCAGUCCCAGCAUGCCCUCACCACACCCGCAGAUGUGAGGAUGCGAUUCCAAGGCGCCCCGGCCGCCAACAAGAGCGUGGUGGUCGAGAACAGCCUGUACGAGACUUUCGAGGACACCCGCAGGACAGAGGUGGUCGAGAACAGCCUGUACGAGACCUUGGACAACACCCGCGGGACUGAGGUGGUCGAGAACAGCCUGUACGAGACCUUGGACAACACCCGCGGGACUGAGGUGGUCGAGAACAGCCUGUACGAGGCCUUGGACAACACCCGCGGGACUGAGGUGGUCGAGAACAGCCUGUACGAGACCUUGGACAACACCCGCGGGACUGAGGUGGUCGAGAACAGCCUUUACGAGACCUUGGACAACACCCGCGGGACUGAGGUGGUCGAGAACAGCCUGUACGAGACCUUUGAAAACGUGAGGAAGCCGCGGUAAUGGAGAAGGAAAUGUAAGAGGAGGAAGAAGAUGAGAAGCAAGCGUGAAAGCAUGGGAGGGCAGGCAACAAAAAGCCUGUUAGUUCAUCACGAGGCUGCCUGCUGUAGCGACAGUGUUAAUCAGCUCGUCAGCCACUUGAGUGACCUGCGCCACAGACUAAAGCACUUUUGUACGCACGCGCGAGCACUUUGAGCUCGCCCCUGACGCAGCAAAAUGACGACCAGUGCGAUCUUGGAAGGAAAUUAUCGCUUUCGAGCAAACUACUUCUGCAGUAAGGCUGUUCCAGUGGCGGACGGGUCUUUCAGAAAUAACUCCUACCUAUAUCUGUGGGGUGGGCGAGGCGAGGCACCCCCGGUGUAUGCCCCCAUUGAUUGGCAGAUUGCUGCAUCGUUUGAAGGAAGGGAAGGAGGAGGACGAAGGAGAAAAGGAAAAAGU